Molecule: messenger RNA, 3031 nt
Organism: Condylura cristata (star-nosed mole)
Lineage: Eukaryota; Metazoa; Chordata; Mammalia; Eulipotyphla; Talpidae
Gene: DCAF16
Product: DDB1 and CUL4 associated factor 16
Exons: 2
Coding region: 692-1342 (216 amino acids)
Cellular component (GO): Cul4-RING E3 ubiquitin ligase complex
Source: RefSeq, a predicted model, not a curated record
UCUUCCGAGAGGAACGCCGGAGCGCCGGUGCGGCCGUCGGAAGUGGGCUGCUGGCGCUCGGCCUGAACGGUCGCGGGCCUGGGCUUGAAGCGAGAAAGAAAGAAGGAAGCAUCCUCCAGGGGUUCAGGCUACCUUUCCAGCUAGUCCAACAACUAAGCUACCAGUUCCCAAGAGCAUUUGCACACUGGUGGAAAACAUCGGCUCCAUGUACACCAAUGUCCUUGACAACUGAUCCCCACUGCCCUCCUGCACCAGCGAACACCGGAGGCAGCCAGUGAGUUUCUUUUCAUUACCAAGUAGAUAUAAUAUCACUGCCAACAAAGCAGACUAUGCCAGUGUCUGUUCACAACAUCAUGACCACUUGAGACCACACUCGCAAUACUGGCCAGCCUAGCUUCUCUUCUUGGCAGCUGGGAUGUGAAGGAGAGAUUAACCUUGCCGCUGGUAAGUGACUAACUUACACUGAGCUGGUCCUGAGAACUGAGCUGUCUUCUCUGUAAUUGAAGAAUAUACAGCAUAAUCUUGAAGAGCUGCACAGAGAUGUAAGCCAGAGGCAUAAUGUGUGUAAUGGACUGAGAAACAAAUUAAUCUUGUUGAAAGGAUUUUUCAUCAUUUUCUUUUUUUGCCAGUGUUAGUGUUUUGCUGGCAUAGAUUGUUACUUUGUUCUGAUCCCUCUUUCUGUUGUAUUCCAAUGGGUCCCAGAAAUCCCUCUCCUGAUCCUUUAUCAGACUCAGACAGUGAGGAAGAAGAAAACACUAACUACAUGAAUGAGAGUUCUGGGGAAGAGUGGGAUUCCUCUGAAGAAGAUAAACCUGUGAUGCCCAACCUCACGCCUCUAGAGAGCCUUGCGUGGCAGGUUAAGUGCCUUUUAAAAUAUUCCACCACUUGGAAACCUUUAAACCCUAAUUCCUGGCUCUAUCACGCUAAACUCCUGGACCCAAGCACGCCUGUCCAUAUACUUCGGGAGAUAGGUCUGAGACUCUCCCAUUGCUCCCACUGUGUGCCCAAAUUGGAACCAAUUCCUGAGUGGCCCCCUCUGGCUUCAUGUGGAGUUCCACCUUUUCAGAAGCCCCUGACCAGUCCCAGCCGACUUUCUAGAAGCCAGGCCACUCUAAAUGGAGCGCUGCAAUUUGCCACCAGGCAGUUAAGUCGAACACUGAGCAGAGCUACCCCCAUACUCGACUACCUAAAACAGACCCCGAACUCAUGUGUUUCUGGUUGUUGUUGUGGCUGGUUAACUAAAACAGUUAAGGAGACAACCCGUACUGAACCCAUCAACACCACUUAUUCCUAUACUGACUUCCAGAAGGCAGUUAACAAACUCCUAAAUGCAUCGCUGUAAAGGGCUGCCGUUUGCCAGGUAGCGCUCAUGUUGCCCGUUAAGGAGUACAAAGCUCCACAGCCCGCAGCUGAGAGACUGCUCUCUUCUUAAAUAGAUAUUGCUCUCGCCUCACGGGCCGAAGUACUACCAGGAACAGAAUGUAUUCCCAGGGAGCCCCUAACUUUACUGUAGAAAAUGUGGGUUGUGAGUAAGCUCUUGGAUCAGCACUGUGGAUAAAAUGAGAAUGUCAGUGAACAACCAUAUUACACGAAGGAAGUUGACUGUUCUCUGCAUUCGUUCUUUCCCCACUUUGCUUUCUGAGGGGACUCCUGAUAACUAAAUAUUUUUCUUGAUUGGAAGAAAACAAUAGGCCGCCACCCCCUUUGCCACCCAGUCUCAGAGCCCCAUUAUGGGAAGUGGAAGUCAGUCACACCUUUCAGAGCAUACUCUGAUGUUCAUUGCUAGAGAGGUAGGUGAAUUAAAUUGAAUAACUAGACAAAAGCAAAUGAUGGAGCUAGGGGUUUAUCUAGAUACAUCUCGAUAAGGCACCCAGUUGUGCCUCCUCAUGCUGUGGAGACAAUGCAGUUUCCAAGCCAGUCUACUCACCCCAGACCUGUCAGGGUAUCUGUGAUACAGCAUGAAUCUGUCACAGGCGCUGCCGGCUUGCUAGGACUGGACCGGCCUAUAACUACAUACCUUAGGGUUUGUGUCAAACAGACACCUGCUCUAGCAGUCGUUUCCUGCACCUGACCUUAGUCGUGAGAUAAUAAAACACAUUUCAGAAGAGCAGUAAGAAAGGAGUGAGGACAUUAUGCUUCACUUGAACUGCUAGUGGACUGGAGCAUUUUAUUUGUAUAGUGUUUCCUGAAGUGAUAGUUUAUGCACUUACCCUUUGCAAACUUCAGGAACCUUUCUAAGUUAAGAAUCUUGAUACAAAGCAUUUCAGUCUAAUACAGUCUGAGGUUGAUGUUUUUUAGCAUCAUUAUUUUUCUAUGAUGUUUAAUUUAGCUUUAGACUUUCUUCUAGCUAAGCAAGGAAUAUAUAUCCUUCUAAGAGUCUUGCUGUACUUAUUUAAAUUAAUCAGAACAGAAAUCAAUGUAAUCUUGGCAUGAAACCACUGAGAAUCUUUUCACACACCUACAAUAAAGAGAGAAUCUGAAAAUAGGUUGUUAAAGAUCUAUCUUUAUUCUUAUUUUAGUUUUAUUUUUUCUAUUGGCCAUAUUAAGUGCUGUAUACAAUGUGCCAUCAAAGCAUCGAAUCAUUAUUGGAAUCACAUCUAUAAAUAAAUAACAAUCUUAAAGAGAGAAUGUUUAUAACCUAAUGAAAAUUUUUACUGAGACUUAGUUAUCUUAAGGAAAAAGAGUAUUGUAGGUGGUAAAAACAUUUGUUAGUGGAAAAUUACUGAACUGAUAACUUUAGUGUAAAAUAAAUGUAUAAGAAACUAUUCUGUGUAGAUGUCUGUAAAAAAAAUUGCUUUAUGGUUUUUGAAAUGUUACAAGAAAUUGUUCCGUCUUUAAAUGGGAAAGGGGGAGGGAGGUCUGAAAGUAUGUUGAUAUUUUUGUAAUCAAUAUGCUCCUCUGUGUGUGUGUGUGCGCACGCGCACACACUCCGAUCAAUAAAAAUGCGUCUAUUGUGAACUCAUUUUGCUAUUCACUCUAAGGAACGUUUCCUCAUCUUUGCAGCUGAAUAAACCAACAGCUUUGUAAAUGC